Penicillium cinerascens is the source of this 1476-nucleotide messenger RNA. RefSeq names its product cytochrome P450. The coding region runs from base 1 to 1476 and encodes 491 amino acids. NCBI's taxonomy places the organism in Eukaryota, Fungi, Ascomycota, Eurotiomycetes, Eurotiales, Aspergillaceae. The transcript is spliced from 3 exons. Gene Ontology annotation, molecular function: oxidoreductase activity, acting on paired donors, with incorporation or reduction of molecular oxygen; monooxygenase activity; heme binding. The record is from RefSeq and is a predicted model, not a curated record.
AUGCCUUCUCGAGACCCACAUCUUCAAUUCGAAAGGUGGGCUCGUGAAUACGGUCCUGUCUACAGCUUGAUGCUGGGUACAAAGUGCCUCAUCGUCCUGUCGAGUGAUGAGGCCGUGAAGGAAUUACUAGACAGACGAAGUGGCAUUUAUUCGCACCGGCAGGAGAUGUACAUUGGUCAAACUUUGUGCAGCGGAGGUCUCAGAUUUUUGAUGAUGGAGUAUGGGCCAAAGUGGCGUGGGUUCCGCAAAAUGGUCCACGGCUUAUUGAACGUAACCACCUCGAGGAAAUAUGUCGCUUAUCAAAUGCUCGAGAACAAGCAAAUGCUCUACCAAUUUCUCAAACAGCCAGACAAUUUCCUGCAGCACAUUCGCCGAUACUCAAACGCACUUACCACGACGAUGGUAUACGGAUGGCGCACACCAACAUACGAGGACCCAAAGAUGAUACAGCUCUUCGAAGGCUUCUCCGAAUUCGCAGUCAUAAACCAGACUGGAACGGCGGCUCUCAUUGACUUCUUCCCCUGGCUCCGGAAUCUACCCGAAUUCCUCCUCCCACUCCAACGAAAGGCAAAAGAGCUUCACAAGCAUGAAAAAGCUCUGUAUUUAUCACACUGGAUGCGUGCCAAGGAAGAAACACAACAGAAUACAAUCAAACCGUGCUUCUGUGCUGGAAUGUACGAGGCACAAAAGGAAGAUGGAUUUAGUGACGAUCAGGCAGCCUACAUGGCCGGAACAUUGCUUGAAGCCGGGUCUGACACCACAUCGAGCACCUUGUACGCAUUCGUGCAGGCCAUGGUCCUAUUCCCUGAAACCCAACGCAAAGCGCAGGAUGAGAUUGACAAGGUCAUCGGCCCCGAUCGGCUGCCCGAGAUGGACGACCUAUCCAAGCUGCAGUACAUUCGCGGCUGCAUGAAAGAAACACUUCGCUGGAUGCCGACCACCACUCUCGGCGCGGUGCCUCAUGCUGUGACCCAAGAUGAUGUGUACAAUGGCUACCUCAUUCCAAAGGGGGCCGGAGUCGUGAACAACGUGUGGGGUAUCGGAAUGGAUCCCAAUCGACACCCGAAUCCACGUACAUUCGACCCCGAUCGGUAUCGUGACGACUAUCAAAGCCUUAGCGAUGCAGCGGCAAACCCGGACCCAUCGAAGCGAGAUACGUUUACGUUUGGAGCAGGUCGUCGGAUUUGCCAGGGUAUCCAUGUUGCCGAACGGAGUCUGUUUCUCGGCAUGUCGCGUAUCCUGUGGGCUUUCAAGAUCGAACCUGCUUUGGAUGAGAAGGGUAGACCUAUCUUGCCGGACCCCGAUCGCUUGACUCAAGGGUUUGUCUGUAUGCCUGAGGAGUUCCCUGCGAGGAUUACGCCAAGGUCACAGGCACGUGCAGAUAUGGUGAUUAAGGAAUGGCAAGAGGCUGAGAGACUACUGGAUCCAGAAACGAAGCAAUGGCUGGAAUCACCCGCGGAGACGGCCAUGUCUUGA